AUAAUGAUUUCCUCCUUCUUUGUUUUCAAGGAUACUUUGAUGAUACUUGGUCCAUAUGUGCUUUACGUGCUUCUUUGGACAACAUCAGAGCAAGUCCACGAGUGUGUGGAGCAUUUUCCUCUUCGUGACCGGAGUACAGCAGCAUCUCUUCCGUAUCUAACAUUUCCUGUCCAGCUUGAGACAAAUGGGUUUUCCGGAUUCCGAGUACUGCCAAGUUGUAUCUCCUCAUUACCGUUGCUGUUUGACUGGUCCUCCCGAUCUCCCACAUUGAUCAGAUGUUCCAUGUACCUAUAAAAAUUGUUGCUCUGGUUGUUAGAAGGGUCAUCGGCCUCGUGACCUCCGAAGAAUAAACGUAAUAAAUUGAAAAAUCAGUCUAUUCCUGAUAGUUUAUUACAUGAUCGACAAUUGUCUAAGAUAAUCGACAAAGAAGAACAAAUACUUCAGCAACAAGAUCGGGCUAACAAUUCAGAUCAUAUUGAUUUUUUCAAUACACGAGUUCAACCUUCAGAAAAUUCAGUGAAUCAUUUAUCUUUAGAUAAUCAAUUUGCUCCAAGAUCAUCAUUAUCGUCGGAAUCAUCAUCAUCAUCAUCAACAUCAUCAUCAUGUUCAGAGACUUAUAUGAAUUCUUCUUUACAACAAAUAGACAGAAAUUCUAAUGAACACAAUAAUAGUAAACAAUUAACUAAUGAUUUUACACAAUUUAAUAAAACAUUCCAGUUGAAUACAUGUGAAUCGGGCAAUACUAAUACUAAUCAUAAUAAUCCACUUAUUUUAACAUCAUUAAAAGAAUUUCAACUCGAUCAAAACAGAUUAUUCAAUCUUUCCAAUCAUUUACUAAUAAACAAUAAUAACGGUCAAUCUACCAUCAAAAACACUCUUAACAAUGGUACUAUCAAUACUACUACUACCACUACUACUACUAGUACUACUAAUAAUACAAAUAGUAAUAAAUUAUAUAGAGAAUCACUAAAUUCUUUGAAUUUGCCAAUAUUUGAUGAAAAUUAUGAUCAAAUCAACAGGAGUAGAAUAGAUCAAGGUGAAAAUACAAACAAUAUUCAAUUAGAUAUUUUACAGUCAACAUCAUUACUACUUAAAACUGAAGAGAAUUUAAUGAAUUUCCCAUCAAGCUCUUCAUCAUCAACAUUGUUAUCUAAUCGAUCGAAAGAAGCUGAUAGUUCAAAUAUAGCCACCAUGAGUAGUGGUGAAAGUGGUGGCGGUAUUAUCGCUGUUCCUACAAAUACCGGUUGUUGUGAAUCAUUAAGUAUAUUGACAAGAGAUAUGAUGAGAGCCUAUCUCGUUGAUCGACGGGAUCAAAUUCUAAUCAUACUUCAUGCAAAAGUUGCUCAAAAAUCAUAUGGAACAGAAAAACGUUUUUUCUGCCCUCCACCUUGUGUAUAUCUUCGUGGUGAAGGGUGGGGAUUACAGUAUGGUCAAACAUCACAUGAUGAAUCAAAAUUGAGCUCUAGUCAUGAACAUGUUGAUCAAACGGAUUUAGUGAGUUAUUCCACAAAUAAUGUUCGAACAUAUUCUCUACAAAAUAAUAAUAUAUCGUAUUCAACAGCUACCCCUACUCCAGGACCUUCACAUUUAUCGUCUUCAUUUACAGGAGAACAAUCUCAAAUACUUGCUUUUAUGGGUAUUGGUGGAUCAACUACUCCAGUUGAAAUGAUUCAAUUAAAUUUAGAUGAUGGAAGAGAUUAUUCAAAUGCUAAAACAUUAUUUAUUUCAGAUUCAGAUAAACGAAAAUAUUUUAUGUUAACAUUAAAAAUGUUUUAUAAAAAUGGUAAAGAUUUAGGUCAGUUUCAUUCAAGACGUAUUAAAGUUAUUUCAAAACCAAGUAAAAAGAAACAAUCUUUAAAAAAUACUGAUUUAUGUAUUGCAUCUGGUACAAAAAUAGCCUUAUUCAAUAGAUUACGUUCACAAACCGUUAGUACACGGUAUUUACAUGUUGAAGAUGCUAGUUUCCAUGCAAGUUCAAGUCGUUGGGGCUCAUUUACAAUCAAUCUAUUAGCUGAUGAUCAAGAUGAAGCUGAACAGUUCACUGUACAAGACGGUUAUAUACAUUACGGUCAUACAGUGAAAUUAGUUUGUUCAGAAACUGGUAUGGCACUUCCUCGUUUGAUUGUACGAAAAGUAGACAAAACAACUGUUCUAUUGGAUGCUGACGAUCCAGUUAGUCAACUUCAUAAAUGUGCAUUUCAUUUAAAAGAUACAGAUAGAAUGUAUUUAUGUCUUUCACAAGAUAAAAUUGUCCAAUUGCCAUCUACACCAUGUGAUGAAAAUCCUUUGCGUGAGAAAAUAAAUGAUGCCGCAGCAUGGACUAUUAUUAGUACAGAUAGAGCGGAAUAUCGUUGGUUUGAACCUAGCCAUUUACCAAGUACAUACAGAACAAAAGAUGGCCAAAUUAAAUCAAUCACACCUCCUACAUCAUGUCUGACACCAGUUACACCUGUACCAAUUGUACGAGAUAUGCGAGUGAAUGGUGGUGGAGAUGUUGCAAUGCUUGAAAUAAUUGGUGAAAAUUUCAGCCCUAGGCAUCAAGUAUGGUUUGGUGAUGUUCCAGCUCAAACAUUUUAUCGUUGUGAAGAACUGAUAUUAUGUUUUGUUCCAGAUAUAUCAGAAUUUCACAGAGAUUGGACAUAUAUUCAAAAAACUUUAGAGGUGCCAAUUAGUUUAGUCCGACAAGAUGGUAUUAUCUAUGCGAGUGGCUUAACAUUUACUUAUCAUCCAGAAUCUGGACCAAGACAACAUUGUCAACCAGCACUUGAAAUUAUACGUGCAGCAAGUAUAGCCGCUGUUGCGGCGGCAGCAGCAGCUGCGUCUGCUGUUACUUCAUCGAAUUCUUUGUCAACAUCAGAAGAAUUAUUACUAGAACCUUCAUGUUCUUCCAGAUCAGGUAUCGUAGUAUCAUCUGCAACAAUUGAAUGUAAUAAUGUUGUACAACAACAAAAAUCAUCUGAAUUCAAUUUAUCUCAACAUCAUAAAGAUUCAAUGUGCCUUGAUAAUAAUUCAUUUCUUGCCUCAGUAUCAACAUCAUCAUGUCAAAUGAUAAAUAGACUAACUAAUUGUAAUAAUAGUAAUAAUACUACUAGUGGUUAUUAUGAAGAUGAAGCUUUCAAUCAACAACAUAACUAUCCUCAUCUUCAUCAUCAGGAGCAUCAAUUACAACAGUCACAUCAACAGCAUCAUUAUGCUGUUGACACUCAGGAACAUCAUCAUCGGAGGAAUAAUAAUAAUUCAAACUCUUUAACUACAACAGAUCGUCUAUUUUAUAUUCCAGUGAAUACAAGUUGA
Molecule: messenger RNA, 3294 nt
Organism: Schistosoma curassoni
Lineage: Eukaryota; Metazoa; Platyhelminthes; Trematoda; Strigeidida; Schistosomatidae
Source: the annotation of a GenBank genome assembly